AUGGCCAUCCAUCCCUUCAAGAACUUGACCGUCGAGGAGACACGCAUUGCCCGCGAUGUCGUUCUUUCUCUACAUGCCGACACUGUCGUCGACUUUCGAGAGAUUUACUUACAAGAACCAGAGAAGGAAAAGAUGAAACAAUAUCUUGAACUUGAGCAUGCAUCACGACCUGGACAAUCUCCGACCUCAAAACGGCCACCUCGGUUAGCAAAAUGCAUGUACGACGUCAUCGGCUCCGACAAAGUCCCGGCCUACCAUGAGUCUAUUAUCGACGUCGAGCUGAAAAAGAGGGUCAAGCAUAAAGUUGUUGGAAAGGAGCACCAGGCUACCCUUACUCUUUGGGAAUUCGAGACGCUCGUGGAGGCGUGCAAGAAGAGCAAGGAGUUCCAAGAUGCGAUUGCCGAGUUCAAGCUUCCUUCAGGAUUCGAACUUGUCGUUGAGCCAUGGUCAGUUGGUGGUCUUGACAUCGGCGCAGAAAACCGACGCUACUUCCAAGGACUGUGCUUUGCGCAAGAUAUGAACAACAAGAAUGCCGAUUCAAACUUUUACGCAUAUCCCAUUCCUAUUAUCCCGGUCAUGGACGCCCACAAGAAGGAGAUCGUCCGCAUUGAUCGAUUAGCAACAGGUGGCAAAGGCGACAGCAUGACUGGACAGACAUGUUCAGAACGCAUUCUCGACCAUUGCACGCCGGCAGAGUACGUACCGGAGAUGGUAGAAGGCGGAGUUCGACAAGAUGUCAAGCCCAUCAACAUCACGCAGCCAGAAGGACCUUCAUUCAAAGUCAUUGACGAAUCACUUGUCGAAUGGCAGAAGUGGAGCUUCCGCGUUUCAUUCAACCCACGCGAGGGAGCUGUUCUUCAUGAUGUGAACUACGAUGGUCGCAGCAUCAUGUACCGUAUGAGCAUCAGCGAGAUGACAGUGCCAUAUGCCGACGCUCGAGCACCUUUCCACCGCAAACAAGCUUUCGAUUUCGGUGACGGUGGUGCUGGUAACUGUGCCAACAACUUGUCGCUUGGCUGCGACUGCUUGGGCGUUAUCAAAUACUUUGAUGCUGUCAUUGUGGGAUCUGAUGGAGAGCCGAAAGUACACCCCAAUGUCGUCUGUCUACAUGAACAAGACAAUGGCAUCGGCUGGAAGUUCAUCAUAACAUUGGCCAACUACGAGUAUGUUUUUGCAUACAAGCUAGAUACCGCCGGCGGCAUCACCCUUGAAACCCGCGCAACCGGGAUUGUCUCCGUCGUCAACAUCGACCCAGGCAAGACAUCCGACUACGGAAAUGUCGUUUCGAAUGGUAUCCUCGCGCAAAACCACCAACACAUUUUCGCCGCACGUUUUGAUCCCGCAAUCGACGGCCACAACAACACUGUCACAUACGAAGAAUCGCAUUCAGUUCCCAUGAACACGCAAACAAACCCCAAUGGCAACUACUACGAAGUCCGCAAGACAGUCGUGGCUAAGUCCGCAGGUCUGGAUGCCAACCCCGUCGACCACCGCGUUUUCAAGAUCUCCAAUCCAACCAAGAAGAACAAGAUCAGCGGCAAGCCAGUCUCAUACAAAUUCGAACCACUGCCUACUCAGAAGAUACUCGCAGCACCAGGCAGCAUACAAGCCAACCGCGCGCUGUUCACAAACCACCAUGUCUGGGUUACAAAGUACCACGACGACGAGCUGUACGCUGCGGGUGAUUACACGAUGCAAAGUCAGAUAGAGAAGGGUGGUGUGCACGACAUGGUGGCACGGAAAGAAAAGGUGGAUAACGAGGAUCUCGUCGUGUGGAAUGUGUUUGGCUUGACGCACAAUCCGAGGGUGGAGGACUGGCCGGUCAUGCCAGUUGAGAUUUACCAGCUACAGUACAAGCCGAGUGAUUUCUUCGAGAGGAAUCCCGCGAUUGAUAUGCCGGGACAGAAGAAUGAGGCUAGUGUGUUGGUUGGGAAGGAAGGCGGGUGCUGUGAGGGAAAGUUGUAG
Molecule: messenger RNA, 1965 nt
Organism: Parastagonospora nodorum SN15
Lineage: Eukaryota; Fungi; Ascomycota; Dothideomycetes; Pleosporales; Phaeosphaeriaceae
Exons: 3
Coding region: 1-1965 (654 amino acids)
Biological process (GO): amine metabolic process
Molecular function (GO): primary methylamine oxidase activity; quinone binding; copper ion binding
Source: RefSeq, a predicted model, not a curated record